This is a messenger RNA of Rangifer tarandus platyrhynchus (Svalbard reindeer), 372 nucleotides long. NCBI's taxonomy places the organism in Eukaryota, Metazoa, Chordata, Mammalia, Artiodactyla, Cervidae. The record is from the annotation of a GenBank genome assembly.
AUGUACUCUAUGUGGCCCUGGAAUCUAUGGCCUAGGGAGGGCUUGGCCUGGCUUUACCCCAGAGGAGGUGGCUGGUCUGGGCCUUCUCUGCAUCGCCCGAGUGCCCCCAGCCCAGCCCCUCCCUCCCUCUUGCAGCUCCACUCCGGGGGCAUCCAUGGCAACAUCAGCUCAGGACCUCUGGGAGGAGCCAGCACAUCCAUGAUGGAACUGGCUACGGUGGACACAUGCCUCACACCUGCCCAGGGUUGGGCUGGCAGCCUUCAUGUUCAGAACCUGGUCAGCAGCCUCAGGCUGUCCAUGUGGUCCAAGUGUGUGGAAUCUUGGUGUGGGGGCAUGGGGGGUGUCUGUGAAUGGCAUAGGGCUCAGAACUGA